AUGGACUGGGAAGAGGAUGGGCCUCUGCGUGAUGAAAAACGCGCUGGUCUCUUCCGUCAGAGCUCGGGGUUGCUCCGCUCCGCGGUGACGACCUGCCGCCAGUCCGCGACCGCGACCGCGACCACGGGGUACCUGUACGGCGACUCGGUCCUGGACUUGGGACUCCAGCGGGAGAUCCUCGGUUUCUACCACAAGCUCUAUUAUACCAAAAACGCGCCGGCCAGGAAUGUGGCUGUGAACAUCGCUGCGAAUUUCGCUUACCUUCUUCGACAGGAAGUGGCGAUGAAGCUUUGCGUGAUGACCCAGCUGGGCUUCCUCCAGGAUUCGCUCAUCUCAUUGCAGAACAUACUCAACUUCUACACUGCCUCAAACGCCGCGACGGUCUUCUUCCCGUGCUGGGACGAGAAGGUCGCCGAGGUGUCCGCCAGCGGCGACUGCGAACACGACGAACGCGAAUGGUGGGGAAGAGGCGACGAUCGUCGCUGGUUCAACUGAACAUCCGCGGACGCCGUCCGGUGCCGCUCGAGUCGCUUCCGCCGGUCAGAAUGCGAACUUUCAUUCGUUUUACAGGUGCCAAAGAGACCCAUGAAGCAUUGACUCGGAAUGAAAACGGAUCAUCCACGAUUUUCCACUAUUAUUAUUCCCACAGUUUUUGCUCAAUGUACCCUGCACUUCCAAGCGCAAUAAAAUUUUUCGAUAGAC
This is a messenger RNA of Darwinula stevensoni, 702 nucleotides long. The record is from the annotation of a GenBank genome assembly. NCBI's taxonomy places the organism in Eukaryota, Metazoa, Arthropoda, Ostracoda, Podocopida, Darwinulidae.